Molecule: messenger RNA, 1536 nt
Organism: Penicillium salamii
Lineage: Eukaryota; Fungi; Ascomycota; Eurotiomycetes; Eurotiales; Aspergillaceae
Source: the annotation of a GenBank genome assembly
AUGUCUUCAAAUGAACACCACGAGAGCCAGGAUGAGUAUCUCCAGGCUGACGAUGCUGAAGAGGUCUUCGAUCGUGAUGAGGACCAGGACAUGGAUGUGGAUGGAGAAUAUGACGACCAGAACAUGACCAUUGAGGAUGAGAUCACCUUCCAGAAUGACUCCGCGGCACACUUCGAUUCUCACACAGACUCUGUGUUCUGUGUCGCUCAGCACCCCAUUCAUAACCAGAUUGUCAUCACUGGCUCGGGUGAUGACUCCGCGUACAUCUUUGACUCGACUCCUGCAGCCCGUCCCGUCCUCCCCUCGAGCUUUGAAACCACCCCCCAGCCACGGGAGCGGGAAGCUCUGACUCCUCUGGCCAAGCUCGACGGCCACACCGACACUGUCAACGCAGUCACCUUCACCGAGCCGGCUGGAGAAUAUGCUGUCACGGCUGGUCUGGAUGGCAAGCUGCGCGCUUACCGAGACACCACACCCCAGAAGACUGGACUUGCGUGGGAAUUCUUCGGCGAGGCACAGGAAGUGGAGGAAAUCAACUGGAUGGCAGUCUGCCCCUACCAGAAGGGUAGUGAGGAGAAGAAGAACGUCAUCGCAAUCGGUGCAAACGACGGCAGUGCCUGGGUCUUCCGCAUUGACCACACCGACCCAGCCAAUCCUAUCUCCAUCAUCCAGACCUUCUUCUCGCAUACCGAAUCAUGCACUGCUGGAGCCUGGACGCCCGAUGGAAACCUGCUCGCUACCGUCUCCGAGGAUGGAAGCUUCUUCGUGUAUGACGUCUUCGGUGCCGCUGCCGCCGCCGGGAUUGAGUACUCCCCAGGCACCAAUGCCGUUCUUGGUCUGAAUGCCGAGGACCAGCGUUUCGCCGUCAUUGGCGGUCUUUACACCAUCGCAAUCUCCCCCAGUGGAGGUAUUGCCGCAGUCGGUGGUGCGGAGGGCAACAUCCGUGUUGUUGGUCUUCCUCGUAUUACCGCUUCUGGUCCCUCAGCCAAGGGCAAGGGUGCCGCUCCCAAGUCUGCAGGUGCCACUGCUGCAGGCACAAUCAUGGCCUCCCUGCAGACGCAGACCGACAACGUCGAGUCUCUGUCAUUCUCCCAGGCUCCGUUCACUCUUCUGGCUGCCAGUUCCGUCGAUGGCUCAAUUGUGAUGUAUGAUGCUGCUCACCGUUUCGCGGUCCGCAGACACAUCCAGGAAGCUCAUGACGGUGCCCCUGUUGUCAAGGUUGAGUUCCUUCCUAGUAACCGUCAAGCUGGUGCUGGUGUCUCUGGACCUCUUGCCUCUGCUUCUGCUGCUCAGAAUAACCGCUCUUGGAUGCUUACCUCUGUUGGUCUGGACGGUGUGGUUCGCCGUUGGGAUGCUCGUGGUGGCACCACCGCUGCUGCCCAGGGAUUGAUGCAGGAGUGGAAGGGUCACAUGGGUCUGACUGAGAAUGACGAGGGUGAGCAAUCUGGAGGUAUCAUGGGCUUUGUGCAGAACUUUGACGGAAAGCGUAUCGUGACGGCGGGUGAUGAUGGUAUCUCAUUGGUGUUUGAGGAGUAA